AUGCUCAAUGACCGUGAACCCUCGAAACGAGGACUCAACGAUUCCUAUCUGCGAUCUCGUGUCAAUGUGAACCUUCCAGAAGAAACAAUUGCAUCAGAUACCCCAUCUCAGUAUCGAAACCCCAAGGACAAGCGUGAUUACUCUCAAGUGAAGAAAGAUGCGGGACUCGUUGCGGCCGUCGCCCAUGCGACAGUGCCCAGCUGGACAAACAUGAUUCUGAUGGUCUCUCUUAUAUUUGGAGGCUGCUGCGCAAAUGUCUUCGCGCUGGAAGCAAUCAUCAAAGAACAGCCUGCCGCCGGCCUCCUGAUAACAUUCGCCCAAUUCGUGAUUUGCGCACUCUUCACCCUUCCAAGCUUCUUCUCCCUCCCGGCCGGACCACGAGCCCUGUUUAUCCAACCCCGUGCUGUCCCACUGCGAUCAUGGGUGGUAUAUACCGCGUAUUUUGUGAGCGUCAACCUCCUUAACAACUGGGCCUUCGCGUACAAGAUCUCCGUACCACUGCACAUAAUCCUGCGGUCUGCAGGCCCCGUGGCAUCAAUGGUGAUUGGCUACCUGUACAAUGGCAAGCGCUAUUCUCGUGGCCAGAUCACCUCGGUAGCAAUGCUGACCGUGGGCGUGGCAGCGGCGGCCAUGGCUGACGCACAAGCUAAGGGGGUGUCGAUGCACGCCGACUCCGAUUCCACGGAUACAAUGACGACGGUGACAGGCUUCACGAUCCUCGUCCUGGCAAUGGUCCUCUCUGCAUUUCAAGGAAUCUAUGCGGACCGCCUGUAUGCGACUUACGGCAGGGAUCACUGGAAAGAGGCGCUAUUCUACUCGCAUGCUCUUUCUUUGCCGCUUUUCUUGACGAGUUAUCCGCAGCUGCUGGAUCAGUGGCGGGUGGUGGCCUCGUCGCCUUCACUGCUGUCACAUAUGAACUUAGAGUCAUGGUCCGGUGGGGUGUCGGGUGUGCUUAAGGGUACCCCCUCCUUGCUGGGGUGGAUCUGUCAGAAUGAGUCGGUGCAAGCUUCCCUGGGGAGAAUGCCUAUUCAGGUGGCGUAUCUGGCCAUGAAUGCAUUGACGCAGUAUCUGUGCAUUCGCGGUGUCCACCUGCUGUCGGCAAAGUCUUCGUCAUUGACAGUCACUAUCUUUUUGAAUAUCCGCAAGCUGGUUUCACUGCUCCUGUCCAUCUACCUAUUUGGCAAUGACUUGGCCGGGGGUGUCCUGUUAGGGGCGGCUUUGGUGUUCGUUGGGGGUGGUUUAUAUGGCUUCGAGGGUGCGCGCCUACGGAGCGUGGCCAAAAAGACCGAGUGA
Penicillium bovifimosum is the source of this 1293-nucleotide messenger RNA. RefSeq lists its product as uncharacterized. Gene Ontology annotation, cellular component: Golgi membrane; endoplasmic reticulum membrane. Gene Ontology annotation, molecular function: UDP-N-acetylglucosamine transmembrane transporter activity. The transcript has 4 exons. Lineage: Eukaryota; Fungi; Ascomycota; Eurotiomycetes; Eurotiales; Aspergillaceae. Bases 1 to 1293 code for a protein of 430 amino acids. The record is from RefSeq and is a predicted model, not a curated record. Gene Ontology annotation, biological process: transmembrane transport.